Molecule: messenger RNA, 729 nt
Organism: Acyrthosiphon pisum (pea aphid)
Lineage: Eukaryota; Metazoa; Arthropoda; Insecta; Hemiptera; Aphididae
Exons: 1
Coding region: 1-729 (242 amino acids)
Source: RefSeq, a predicted model, not a curated record
AUGUCAAAAAAUACCAAGAACAAAUGGACGUGCACUGAUUGCAAAACUAAAUGGGAUAGUAACAAGAAAAUCAUACCAGAAAAUGAAGUGGAUAAUAUUAAACAAUUAACUGAGUCUGUACAAUAUAUGAGUGAUCAAUUUGAUAAAUUCAAUACUACAGUUAAUAGAAUAUUAAGCGAAAUGAAAGAACUAAAAGAACAAAAUACAAAAUUACUUGUAAUUAAUGAAAAAUUAUCAAACGAAGUUCAAUUUCUAAAAACAAAAGUGGAUGAUUUAGAACAAAGAACAUUAGAAAAAGCUGUAGAAAUUGUAGGCAUACCGAUAACCACUAAUGAAAAUUGUAAGUCACUAAUUGAAGAAAUAACACACAAACUUAAUAUAGAAUGUAAUAUAGUGAAAGCUUAUAGAAUAACAACACAGCAUAAAACAGAUAUGAAAAUAAUUGCAUGGUUAUCUAAUAUCGAUGAUAAAAACCGACUUUUAUCAGAAGCCAAGAGAAUGAAAUUGAAUGCUAAUCAGUAUAAAGAGAAUUGGCCGCAAUCAAAAAUAUAUAUAAAUAAUCAUUUAACAAAGGUCAAGCAACAAUUACUGGGGAAAUCGAAAGCAUUGGCGAAAGAAAAAGGAUACAAAUAUGUUUGGAUGAACGGAAUUGACAUUUUAGUGAGGAAAGAAGAACAUGGCAAAGUAAUUAGAAUAAAGGAGGAAAAUGAUCUAAAGAAAAUGAUAUAG